Molecule: messenger RNA, 900 nt
Organism: Capsaspora owczarzaki ATCC 30864
Lineage: Eukaryota; Filasterea; Ministeriida; Capsasporidae
Exons: 2
Coding region: 38-787 (249 amino acids)
Source: RefSeq, a predicted model, not a curated record
GAAUUGCUCAGAUUUUUGUGAUUUGAUCGUGGCACCAAUGUCUGAGACUGGAACGACCACUACGACUCCUACGACGACUGCUAUUACUACCACUACUACUACUACCAUCACUACUACUGCUAGCAAUGCAAGCGAGUGGUCGCCACAGGCCGUCGGGAUUGCAGCCGGCGUCGCGUUUACAGUGGGCUUUGUCGGGCGCCUCGUCGUCGUGACACGCAAGCAGAGCCGCCAGCUCAAGGAGCAGAUGCGCACAGCGCACGAACAAGUUGCCCAGACGCGGCUGCGGCCAGCCCAGGCGUAUCAGACCGCCGCGAGGACGCCGUCGUCGCGCACGUCGCACGUGCCGCUGCGAGACAUGCUCUCGCUGUCAUCGCACCCAACGUCACCUUCCGCAUUCGCUGCCAAGGCGCUCAUCUUUGGGACUGUGCUUUGCGGCACGGUCGCAGGCAUUUCCGUGUUUGCCGUUGCGAAAUCAAUGGGCGUUUCAUCGAUGGAAGAGUUUGCCCACCGAAUGCGCGUCAUCGUACCGGAAUACUCUGCCUCGAUUUCCUCCAGUAUUCGCGGACUGGGACUGGCAUCCACGCGAAACCAGCCGUCCGACGAUGCCAACGCUGCAAAACCCGCUGCAUCGCACGAAGCAACACCCACCACCACCGCCAAAGUCGCCCUUCCUCCAUCAUCUAUCCCUCAAGAAGACGAAACAUUUGAGCAACGGAUGCGGCGGAUUUUUGGCCGACGAGCAGCCGAACCAGCGUCUUCACCGUCGAGUCCGAGUUCUGCUUCUUAGUUUUGAGCCUUCAUAUCAUUUUUCUCGCCCUUUGUAAAAUAAUCCCCAUUCUGUAUCAUUUUGUUCAACUCAUUGCUCUUUUCUUUUGUACUAGUGAAGUGGUUUCAAGCUCA